Magallana angulata is the source of this 1750-nucleotide messenger RNA. Its product is annotated as zinc finger protein 569-like. The coding region runs from base 114 to 1061 and encodes 315 amino acids. The record is from RefSeq and is a predicted model, not a curated record. NCBI's taxonomy places the organism in Eukaryota, Metazoa, Mollusca, Bivalvia, Ostreida, Ostreidae. Gene Ontology annotation, molecular function: DNA-binding transcription factor activity, RNA polymerase II-specific; RNA polymerase II cis-regulatory region sequence-specific DNA binding. Gene Ontology annotation, biological process: regulation of DNA-templated transcription. The transcript has 2 exons.
UCUGAAGAUCUUGCAUAAAGCAGGAAUAAUUUGUAUGCACAUCAAAUUUUUGCGUGAACCUUUGAGUUGAUAUGGUGAAGAAAUUUUGAAGCAUAAAGGUUUACAGUAACACCAUGAACAAAAAGCCAAAGAAUUCAAAUAAUUUUACUGCAAUAAACACAUCGCCUCGCCCCCAAAUGGAACCAGUAAAGAACGAGAGCAGACCGCGAGAUCCGAUCAGAGAAAUUCUGGACAGUCUCUGCAACAAACCAUCGGACCCGGAUAAAAACGGCGAAGACAAUACAGCGCGAGUUACUUCAAGUGUCAAUUUGGAUAUCAGUGCUUUUACCCCUGUAACAAAACUGAACGGCCCUCUCCACCGUGUAGCAGACACAGCAAAGCCCUGCCUCCCGCCGUCUCUCGCUACAAGAGAUUUCGCGGACUGGUAUUCACAGCGUCUGUGUCACCCAGCACAUCGCCAAAGUCUUCAUAAUUUUCCGUAUUUCUUGAACUCCCUUCAGCAUCAGAACCCGUAUGUCGGUUAUUUCAGUGAUGUGUCUUCCUGGUUAUGCACUAGAUCGGACAUGAGUGCCAUCGGUCUCUAUAAUCUCAGCAAGUACCCGGCAGUUCCAAUACCACCCACCCCUCGCUACCAGUGCGACCACUGCAAAAAGAGUUACUCCACUUUCGGUGGGUUGUCCAAACACAAACAGUUUCAUUGUACCACACAGAUCAAGAAAGACUUCAGCUGUAAAUUUUGUGGCAAAUCGUAUGGUUCUCUUGGGGCUUUGAAAAUGCACAUCAGAACUCAUACACUUCCGUGCAAAUGCAAAUUGUGUGGCAAAGCGUUCUCGAGACCAUGGCUGUUACAAGGACACAUGCGCACGCAUACGGGUGAGAAACCUUUUUCCUGUGCUCAUUGCGGUCGCGCUUUUGCUGACAGAUCGAACCUUCGUGCUCAUCUUCAGACUCACUCAGAAGUAAAAAAAUACGGAUGUAAAUUUUGCAAGAAAUCUUUCUCACGGAUGUCUCUAUUGGUGAAACAUCGAGAGGGACGAGUGUGCGAGCUUUCAGUGCAGUGACACGCACUGUCAGCAUGGUCAGCUGGUGGAAUUGGACCAAUUAUGACUAUUGCGUGUGAUUUCAAUAAUAGACCACACUUUCUAAAUCAUUUAGUACUUUAGGUGCGUUUCUUGAUUUUUAAAGUACAAACAAUUUUGGUAGACGAAUUACUUAAUACUUGUAUUAGAGUGGAUAUAUAUAAAAUAAACGUACUUGUAAAAUUCUAUACAAGGUUUUUUUUUUUUUUUAUCAUUUCCAAAAAAAAAACCAAUUCGAGAAUAGAAUGUUUUAUACAUAGUAUUUGCAACAGUGUAAUUAUAUUUGGAACGUGACUGAAUUUUUAUUUAUUGGCUAGUAAAAUACAACAAAUUUAGGACUUUAUGAUAAAUAAGGCGGAAAAUUCUUCUUUGUCGCCAUCGUUUCCUUUUAUUUUAAAUUCUGGAUUGUUAAAAAAUCUUUAUUUCGCCUUUCUAUAAAUAUAACACACUUCUAGUUUAAUAUUUUUUUGUUUUAUUGUUUUUUUUUAAACGAUUCAAACUGUUAAUGGUCUAAGUGAAGAUUGCAUAAAUACCUGCACAUAUAAUGUUUCUAUGUAGUUUUUAUUUCAAUAUUUCAAACAACAUUUGAAGAAUAUACACAGUUGACCUAAUUGGGGAAUUUGUUUAUCAAUUUUAUUUAUUUCAGUACCUAUAAUAAACAAUAUGUAUAU